Molecule: messenger RNA, 2196 nt
Organism: Pyrenophora tritici-repentis Pt-1C-BFP
Lineage: Eukaryota; Fungi; Ascomycota; Dothideomycetes; Pleosporales; Pleosporaceae
Source: RefSeq, a predicted model, not a curated record
AUGGAGAUUGAAGCGCCCACGUUCAACGCACUCGACAAGCCCCAGAGGCGCGCAUUCAUCUUGCGGGAUCAGCUGCGCUUCCUCGAUCCCCAACAUCUCAAUGAAUUCCUUAGCAAUGUUAGCAACGACGAACCACCUACAUACACAAAGGUAAACGGCUUGAUUAAACCUCCUCUUACAUUGGUCACACUCAAAGAAGAGGCUAAGCGGUUUGAUCUUGGCAAUGUCUAUCUACCGGAAAAUGACAACAAUGUAUACCGAGUGCACUUGGUGGUGGAAAAUAGGCAGAUACAGCUACGUGCUGAAGACCCCUUACCAUUGGAUGAAGACGUCCUAGAUUCAUGUCCGAUUCAUGGCUUCAUUGCCAGGGGUAUGGUGCCGCUUUUCAAGGAAAAAUUCCAGUCGAUUUACGCAAGAAAGCAUCGAUUGAAUGAGGCUAGGCGGGCUGCAUAUAAAAUGGUCAAUCAGCCACCGACAUUGUCCCACGAAGGAGAGUCUCUACUAAGGCUUCAUCCAAACGCUGAACAGGGCUCUGUAGCUUCCAAUCCAAAGAGGAUGAAAAAGCGUGAGCGAAACGAGCCGGUUGUUCCGCACGUCUCCAACAAGCGUAAUCAGAUUGGUUUCAAUACCAUUCCAGAAGAAGCAAAGAGCAGAACGUUUGACACGAUUCCGAACCAUGUCAAGAUUGGCCUGUUCAACUCCAUUGCUAAGACGGCGUUUCCGAACUUUGACAACCUGAUGACAGCUGGGUGGAAUAUCGUAUCUAUCUACUCUGCCUGUGGCAGCGAGUUUCCUGACUUGCAUAGUGCCAUCGUUGUCCUAAAGAAUGUACUCCAAGACUUUGACGAGGCAUUUGGCAGGCGUGGUGAUCGCACGACGCCUGGCUAUAGAUACGAUUUUGGAGGACCCUCGCGGGCUGGUCCCAGUACAGAUCGUGACGGGCAUGACCGGGAAGUUCGAUCGGUACCUCCUCCUAUGCCUACUUCGGCGGCUUCACAAGACCAGAUCGCGCAAUCCUUCGACCAAGCGACUAUCAAGCUACAGGAUGAUCCCGAGGCACCAGUGGAAGAUCUUGCGCACGUUGAGCACGAGGAAUACCACAGGGUAGAGCAGGAAACAGAAGAAAAUGCUGGUCAGAAAAUUGAUCAGGAGGCCGAGCAGGAGGUACAUCAAGAGGAGGAUCAGGAGGCAUCGCCUGAAUCUGCCCCCGUCCUACAGUUGGCGGAGCUUCAUCAAGAUCAGAUCGAGGAUGACGACAGCGGCUCAGGAGACGACGAGAUACCGGCAUUCGAUCCUCGGUUGAGCGGAAUAAAGACCAGUGAUGAGGAUUCUCGUCUGUUUCGUCCUCAGUACAUACCUGAGACUGGCACGGGUGGUAGUCCUCUACGGUCGGUUCACUCUUCAUCUGAUGGGCAGUACGCGAAUGCCCAACGCGAUGGUAUCCAGAAUACACGCCAGGAGGUUGUAGAGACAGACCCAAAUGUCCGGGCUAAGAGCAUACCGCAAGCGACAACCUCAGCACUUGUUCGUCACCGCGAGGGAAAUAUCUCAACUGUCAGCAAGACCAACGCAAAUCCCGAACUUCAUAACGCCAGCAUAAUCAGAUCUUCGCUCAUAGAACCAGCACAUGUGGAAUCGGAAUGUGAUCAAUCCAGUCGGUCCCAACUCCAACAUAGACCUAAUCGGACCUUUUCUGCAACUCCAACGCCUUCGUCCGCGUCUACACCUACGCCUACGUCAAGAAAUCAAAAGAGGGCCCAUAUUCGAGAACUGAGCAUCGGGGCUCUUGAGGAAAAGAUCCGAGAGCGCACAGAAAAGCUCAUCAAGGUCUUCGGUAGCGUGGAAAACGCGCCAGAUCCACACAAGGACCACCUCCAGAAACUCGAAGACGCCAGACAGCUAAAAUUACAAGAAGAAUCUGAUAGGAAGGCUGAGGCAGACAACGAAAAUGACCAAGGAGGUAGUCAUACGGUGGCAGAGCUGAGGCGUAUGUUCGCUCCAGCUAACCACGGCAUGUUUGGUAAGUAUCUGGGCAAUUCCUCCGUACAUGGGGUCCAGAGGACUGGGGGUAUCGCGCCUGUAGCACCCAUGUAUCCAAAUGCGGCGAGGGACCCGAGGGAUGCGAUGAGUGGGGUUGGGAGGCCGGGUGGUACGCCUCCUAGUGGUGUGUCUCCAAGUGGAUGGAGGGGAUAUUGA